AUGACAACGCUCUGGGACAAGUUCCAGGCCGCGGUGCGGUAUGUCCGCACCACUGUCGCCGCCGCGGUCGCAUCGAUCCGCGUGGCGCCAACGAUGACACCAUUCAAGCUGCUCGAUGGCGUGAGCGCGGACAAUGGCGCACCUGCAUCGAGCACUGAUGGUGCUGAUGUCGCAGGAUGGGCGACGCUCAACCUCUUGUGGAAGCACAGCUCCUCGGGAGCGACGAGCAGCGUGGAUCUCUACAUCUAUGAUGGUGAGGACUGGCUCUUCCAUUCGACUCAGGCGCUCGGCCAAGACACCGGCGUGCUCGAUGCCUGGGAUGUGGAAGGAGCUGCUGAGCGUGUGUACGCGCGGCUCAAAACAGCACCGGCUGCGGGCACGCUCACGCUAAAGCUCACGCCACACAACGAGAGGAUCCGCAUGGCUUGGCCUAUCACCGUGCACGAGCUCACCGCUGGUGGCACUUCCAUCGGCGACUACAUCGACUCGAUCGCCGCCAACAUCUCCAACCUCACCGUCGAUGGCACUGACGCCGCCGGCGCCUGGUUUCGACACGCCGAUGGUUGGGAGGUUGCCUUGCGCGAGGCGAGCGCGACUGACCUGGAGAUGGCGACCGAUCCUCUCGGUGGGUUCACCGCGACCAACGCGGUCGCCGACACCUCCGAGUGGAACGGGUUGCGCACCAUGGUCGAUCUGGCCGCGACGCGAUCGGCAGACUUCUACCUGGUGGAGCUCGCGGACGCGUUCUUCGUGAUCUGGAUGACGAGCGACAACAGCCAGGCCGCCGAGGUGCUUCACUUCGGCGAUGUGUGGAGGUCCUUCCCGUUCGCCAAUCCGGUGAGAGGUUUGGGCGAGCUCGGAGAUUUGUUGGACACCGUCGCGAGUGGGAUCCUCUACACCGUCGCGAGCGGCCUCAAGAACCGACUCUACGCAGCGUCGCCUGGUGGUUGGUACGACGCAUAUAUGAAUAUUGAGUCUGGAUCGAGGGGAUACCCUGGAGGAGCGCGCGUUCCUUCCGGGGUGGUCUGCAACCUCAAGGAUGUGGAUGGCACCGACGACCGCGCCAACGCGGGGUGGAUGCGCUACCUCUUCUUCUCACCUCAAAACAACACCGAAGAGUCCGGUGACUUCGAGGAGAACGGUUCCACGGACUUCGUCUACAUCGAGUCACUGACGACAUCUGGAGUCGACUUCCUCAUCCCCUGGGACGAGGCGGUCACCUUUGGCCAGACAGGAGGACUCCGCCUGGGGGGCUGGGGAGGCAGGAGGCGCUCGGGCGAGGAGUGGACCCCGCUCUCCCUCGAGAGCGUGCUGCUGAUGUACUGGCUUCCCUGGGAGGCCACGCCAUCCGAUGCGCCCUCGAGCGCGCGCGAGUACGCGCAGAACUCAGGCAUCCUCGACAACGAACCGCUCGAGUACUUGACUGACUGGGCUGCUGGUCAGGAGGUGCGCCAGAUUACCACCUCUGAGCGAGCGCUCUAUCGCGAGAGUAUCCUCGGUGAUUUGCCCGCAGCCUACUUCGAUGGGGAUGACGCCUACAGCGCAGUGCUCGAGCUCGGCUUCUACCACACGUGGUUCGUCACGCUCGGGCAAAGCACGGGGAUGCUCUACGACCACAACGAGAACGACGCGACGAACAAGGGCUACUGGUACCGAGCGAGCCCCUCAUCUUCUCACAGCCACCGCGUGACACGCGGUGCGGUCGAGGCCAAGAGUCUCGCAGCGACUGGCUAUGACGACACCAGCGGCGCGGUCGCGCGCGGCGACUUUGUUGAUGGGUUCGUGCGCCAGUACGGCGCUGGCACCCUCGUCAACUCGACCGCUCAUGCGCUCGCUGGAGGCUCCGUCAGCGGCGCCUUCGACACGAUGGGGAGGAGCUGGUCUGGAUCGAACAGGUCCACCGGAUACCUCGUCGGACAGAUCGUGGCUGAUGACAGCAUCAGCGCAGAAGAAAUUACACAACUCGAAACCUGGCUUGAAGAUCAGACGGGCCUCACGGCGGUGGUGGAAUGA
This is a messenger RNA of Ostreobium quekettii, 2013 nucleotides long. NCBI's taxonomy places the organism in Eukaryota, Viridiplantae, Chlorophyta, Ulvophyceae, Bryopsidales, Ostreobiaceae. The record is from the annotation of a GenBank genome assembly.